Molecule: messenger RNA, 384 nt
Organism: Pedinophyceae sp. YPF-701
Lineage: Eukaryota; Viridiplantae; Chlorophyta; Pedinophyceae
Source: the annotation of a GenBank genome assembly
AUGCCGUUCGAGAGGCGGGUCGAGGCCGGCCGCGUGGCCCUGGUCAACUACGGCCCCGAGUACGGCAAGCUGCUGGUGAUCGCGGACAUCCUCGACCAGAACCGGGUGCUGGUGGACGGUCCGGGCGAGGAGCGGAGGGUUCACUCGCUCAAGCGGCUGGCCGUGACGGACAUCAAGAUCGACGUGGAGCGCGGCGCGAAGAAGAGCGCGAUCGUCAAGGCCUGGCAGGCCGCGGACGUGCCCAAGAUGUUUGCCGCCACCGGCUGGGGGAAGAAGAUGGCUGCGCGCAAGGCGAAGGCGGCGACGACCGACUUCGAGCGGCACGUGGCGAUGAUCAAGAAGAUCAAGCGGGGCAGGAUCGCGAAGAAGGCGCUGAAGGCGUAA